This is a messenger RNA of Pogoniulus pusillus (Red-fronted tinkerbird), 1447 nucleotides long. RefSeq lists its product as uncharacterized. The coding region runs from base 1 to 1107 and encodes 368 amino acids. The record is from RefSeq and is a predicted model, not a curated record. Lineage: Eukaryota; Metazoa; Chordata; Aves; Piciformes; Lybiidae. The transcript is spliced from 6 exons.
AUGCGCAGAAAGGAUGGGUUUAUGCGCAGCGGGGCCGGGCCGGGGCUGGCUGCAGCCCGAGGCGGUGCCAGGCACCGGCAGCACUGCAGCCCCCAGGGGCGCUGCGCGGAGCGGGCGGAGCGCGGGAGGGAGGGGCGGGGAGGGGCUGGCCGCGGGGGCGGGAGCGGGUGGGGCGCGAGGCGCUCCGCAGCCAAUGGGAGGCUGCGCUCGGCCCUUGACCAAUCAGCGCGGGGGGCGUGGUCGGCGGCCCCGUUGGAGAGUGCUGCGGAGGAAGCAGCCGGAGAGGGGCGCUGGGAGCUGGCAGCGGAGCGGGACCGGAGCGGCUGCGAGCGCAGAGCCGGGGCAGGGCGAAGCUCGGAGCCUCUCAGCCCCACAGCCGCCAGUGAGGCAGGGGAGCAAAGCAGGAGCCUGCAGCACCGAGAGGCGGCGGCGAGCGAGGCUCUUGAGACGCCUGGCAGCGGCUCCGGGGGCAGAGCCGGCCCGGCCCAGGCGAGCCUCGCCACGGCCCUCGGCGGCUGCCGUCCGACUCCGUCCCGCCGGCGGGAGCCGCCCCGAGCCCUGCAGGCGUCCGGCCGCGGUGCUCGGCGACGGUGGCUGCCGGUGGAGCCCAGCGGCAGCGAGACGCCAGCGGCGGCAGCCUGCAUCGCCUCUGCUUCUCCCAGCCGGCAGAGGGUCCAAGGUGAACGUUGCAGGCUGAGCAGCACAGCCCAGGAGCAAGCCAGGAGCACUGCAGCCCUUCAUAAAGACCUGCAAGCUGCUGCCUCGUGCCUGUGGAUGCCUUGGCCAGAAGGUGCAGCUCCAUACUGCAGCGAGCAGACCUCCCAAGAUGAACGUCCAGGACUCAGAAGGGACUCACUGCCACUGCCCAGAGCCGGAGGACCUGGCCUCGAUGGCAAGCUGCAGGGAGGCAUUCCUGGCUGGAGCGUGGCAAAGAGAGUUGGCCGUGGGCAGGCACAAGGGCUCUGGUUUCCUUCUCUCUCUCCCCUUGAGCUCACUCUGUCUCAGAGCAGGGCAGUACCCAGCGCCAAGGCAGAUGUUCACCCCCAGGAGGUCAGCCAGAGCUCACCUUGCCAUCCCCACCUGUGCUGGAGACUGUUCUCAGCGUAGCUGCACUCAGCGGAGUAGCCUUCCCCAUCGGGAGCCUUCCAGCCCAUGGCACACUCCUGCUGCUGCGUGUCUGAGGGGCAGCCAGCACUGAGCACACCUUGCACUCACCCACAGCUGAAGGCCUUCAUCUCCAGAAGGUCUCCAUCCCAGCCCUCUAAGCCAGCCUGGAGGCACUGACCCAAGGCCAGCAGCCUGUGCUUACUCUCCAGCACGUGGGGCUUUUGCACUGGCCACAGAUCACUGCCUCUCAGGAGCUCACUUCUUCCUCCAGCUGUACAGGGCUGCUGAGAGGCUCUCUGCCAGCUGCAGGCACUCUGCAACCAGGGCCACAGCCACCUUU